UCUUGUGGUGCUUCCUAGUUUUCGUGAAUCGUCUAUUCCAAAGUACACUUUGAAUUCGUUUUUUGGAUUGACUAUUUUGAUACUACAUAAUACAAUGGAACUUUGCGGAGCUUUCAAAUGCGGUACUUCGACUUUAUUUUACGUGGUCUAUUUUCUACGAUCAGUUAUGUACGUAAAUGGAUUAGACCAAUACCCGACGGAUCAUGAGAAACGAUUGCCAGAUAAAUCGCAAUCCGAAGAUUACCUUUUCUUCUAUCAAGGCGUCGAAGGGACACCCGGUAUAGAUUUCCCCGUGUACUCCCACAUACCGAAAACUACGUUCAAUUGUAAAGGGCUGGAAUCUGGAUAUUAUGCGGAUAUCGAUACCGAUUGCCAGGUAUUCCACAUUUGCGAGGAAGAGAAGAAAAUCUCCUUCCUCUGUCCGAACGGCACCAUUUUCCAACAAUCGGAUUUGAUUUGCGAGUGGUGGUUCAAGGUGAAUUGCAGCCAUUCCCCGCUCCUGUACGAGGAAAGCGCGGAAAACCUGCGGGAAACGACGGCGAAAAGGAAAUCGUUGCGCAGGGUGCGUUUGAAUCUGCGCAAACCGGCGGGCGAUUCCAAGGAAAAUAGGCGGGUGAACUUGGACAGGAGCGCCGAGAGCGCGCCCUUCAGAAGGGGACACAAAACCGCGCAGAGUGUUACUGAAAGAGUGUUUUCGGAUAGUAAAGAAACGCGAAGAUUUAAGGAAAAUUCGAAUUCGUUCGCUGAUAGUAAAUACAAACAUAAAAUCAAGAGCAAACCGAUCGCGCAUCAGAAAAAUAGAAGAUUCAACGAGCGUGAUUUUGGUAAUUAUCAAAAUUCCGAUUAUGAUCAAACUACGUCGACAACAACGAGCACAACGAGUACAACGAGCACAACAUCCACGACAACGCCGAGAUAUGUUGAAAGUAGAACGUAUAAAGGUUACCAAGUUCAAUUUCCCUUAGCCGACGAUCUAGACAAAGGUCCUUUAUACAAUAACGACAAUUCAGGCGACAACGAAGAAUUCGAUUUUCAAAGUCACGUUACUCAACCGCCUAAUUCAGAUGAAUCGCAAUUGACUCAAGAAUCUGCAUCAUUUCUAAAGAGUUCAUACAACAGCAUCCAAGAAACUUCUUCGGCAAAUCCUUUCCCCAAUCACAGGACCACUUAUGCUGAUAUAAGGACCUUCCCGUACAUUUCAACGAAGACUUACAGUACAAUCUCGUCUGUAACUCCCCAGUACAUAACUACACAACCAAUUAAUAACGGUAAACCGUUUUUAGGCAGUCGAGUAGGACUAAAAAUCAAAACCACUAAAGAUCCGCUAUUCAUCAACCCUCAAGUAAUCAAACCCAAAAAUCAGAUACCCGUCGAAGAUGUAUUCAAACUACACGUAGUUUCUAACGCUAAAAACGUCACCAAUUCCACGUUAAUCAGCUCCAAAGUCAUUGAGAAAAUCCUAUUCGCGAAAAUCAAACCCAUCAACGAAUCCACCACCACAAUCCAACCGAUUGUGGCGGCAACAGCAUCAAUCCCUACCACAAGCAAACCACCCAAGCAAAAAGUCGCCAGAUUACAGCAAGAAUCCAAACCGAAAACACCCGAUUAUGCGGUGGUUUACGGCUCCUCUCCGCCCGGUAACGUAGUGCAAGUCCGAUUCAACAAAACCAUCAACAAAAUCGGAAUACAACUGGGCAAAUCCUUCGGAGGCUCCGCCAAAGACAGGAGCAAAGAGGAAACGUUGAUCAGGGAAUCGAGCAAAUCCAUUCCCGAGUCGUUGAGAGAAUUGCGCAUUUACAACAUCAGCAUUAGAAGCACCACGCAACAACCGAGGCCUUUCGAAAAGUACAGUUACGAAACCACGACUGUGGCGACACCUUACGAGCGGGCGACCAGACUCCCGAUGUUGGAUUACAAAAUAUCCACUGCUAGUCCGUUUAAAUUCUCCACAUCGCCCACUCCGCUUAGAACAACGACUCCUUCGAUUAAUGAAAAUAUCGAUAAUAUGAUUGAUGUUUUGAGCGAAAUUACUAACGGCACUAAAGCUAGACCAGGGCUGGUAGUACCUCCAUCUGUAGGUCCACAAACGCUUCACACCCUUGCCGUGUACUUCUCGAACGCGCUGGAUCAAGUUAUCGCGAACAAAGGCAAAUUCAUGGAGGAAAAUAAGGAGAAACUCACGACUUUACUCACCCAAAUGACGGUGCACGGUUACAACCAAUUAUUCAACUACAGCGCUGGCUCGGUCAGCGAAGCUCCUUUGAAUGAAACGCAAAUCGACGGGAAUCCCCAAAUUCGACAAUUGGCUAGAAACUUCACCUUAGCGCUGUCGAAUUUCUUGAACGAUCCCGAUAUGUUUAAGAAAGACCUGGAGAAUUUAAGACCUACCGAACCGCCUUCGGAUGAAACGGAAACCACCGUCGACGAAGAACUCCUGAAUUAUUCGGACGCUGAUGGUAAACUGUUCACGACAUCUCGACCUCCAUCGCCCACUUGGGGUUUCAUUAUAUCCAAGUCGCCUAAUAAUUUCCAAGUGGAAAACUCGGUAUCCAAUACGGAUUUAAACACGGCCGACACUCAGUCGUUUGUACCAGGUUUGAAUGAUAUAAAAAUCGAUAAUAAAUCAAAAGAUUUACCACAAGAUCAUUGGACCACGUCCACCAGCGCUACGAACCUAUGGCAAAGCACUUUCUCCAUCGACCCGGUGUCUUUCAACGAGGAAUUCGAUCCCACCACCGACGUGGAAGUUUCUACGGAAACCGAAACUACCACAACCACACCGGAUGUUCUCCCUGCCAUAGGCCACACCAGGGAAAUCAACUACGAAUUGCGCAGCCUGCCGAAAUUCACCUUCAAUUCGUCGGAGGUCUCCGGCAUUUUGAUAGAUUUCAUGAACAAUUCCAGCGACGAUUCGCACCACAAAUUGCACCGGAUACUCCGCAAACUCAACACGACCGAAGACGAGUUCCUGGUGAAAAUGCGAGAGAUCGAAUCGAAUCCGAUAACGAGACGAUUGAUUUUGCUGCUUAUCAGCGAAUGCGGGAAGAACGCCACGAAGACCACCGACUCCAUAGAAUCGCUGGAAUUGUCUGAAACUAAUACCAGCCCGCCGACGCCGCGCCCUAAGGACUCGCAUAAGGGCAAAAACGAUUUUCAAAUAUACGUCGAUCCUAAUUUGAAAGAAGACGACGAAGAUACGAGGGCUUUGCAAUUGCUGAAUACUUUGUACAGUAUCGCUUCGAAAUUAGGGAAAUAGUUUAACAAGGCCAUAAUUUUUACUUUCAAGGUGCGUCACCGAGCGGUGGUAAUUGUAUAGAAAGUAUUGUUUUUAUAAAUAUGUACAUAAAUAUAGUAACCUGUAUGUUUUCAAGUAUCCCAUGUAUUUAAAAGCGCUAUGUUUGUUUAAUUUGUAUUUACUUGGAGCUCGAAUUUGUCGUAAUGAAAUAAUAUUAAGUCAGGAAUACUCCAUAUCAAAUUGUCGGAUGUAAUAAACAAUCGGGAAUCAAAAGCAAUCAAAUUUAUUAUUCCUGAAACACUUGUUUCGAUCCGGAUCGAUCUAUUUAUUUAUUUAUUUAACGAUUUAAGUUCCAGCAAUAAUACUUUAAGCCCAAAUGAAAAAUACAAUUCGCUUUACAAUAAUAUAACGUGCAACGUUCCUGAUUAGCUCAUUAGAAAUAGAAAUGUAAGAAACCGAACAAUGUUAACUACUCAUGAGUUUUGUAAAUUUUAUGCCAAUAAAG
Molecule: messenger RNA, 3740 nt
Organism: Phyllotreta striolata
Lineage: Eukaryota; Metazoa; Arthropoda; Insecta; Coleoptera; Chrysomelidae
Source: the annotation of a GenBank genome assembly